CACUACUUUACAUUUAAUAGCAUAUUUUUUUUUAUAAAAAAUGAAGUGGCUGUUUUAUGUGAUUGUUUUCAUUUACAUGUUCUACAGAGCAGUGUAUGGCCUUAAACAAUCAAAUAGUUUGUACGUCGAACCUGUAACCUAUGAAGAAGAUUUAAAGUAUUUGCCUGCUGGAACAAGGAAAACGAUUGCUUGUAAAGUGUUGAACAAAAAUCAAAAGGUAGAAUGGCUGAACCAUCAAGGAGAGGUGGUAAAGCACGAGAAUACGAAUCGUGUGUUCUCGCAAACGAAGUACCUAUUGAGUGCAGGACGAAGUGUCACCGAGCAAGUUUUGACGUUCACUCAUGCUGUAGUGAAUGAUAGUGGAGUCUACACAUGCCGCACAGACAGAACGUCACAGGAAGUGGAGUUGUGUGUUAUUGAUGCAUCAGAUUUCGUCGACACACCAAAGGAGGUGAUCGUUAGUCAAGGUCGUUCAUUCACGUUAUCAUGCGAAGCCAGGGGACAACCAGAGCCCAGAAUAAUUUGGUACAGAAAUGGUGAAGAUAUCAAAGAUGAUGGUGACGAAUCAUCUAAAUAUCGACUCAUGGUUAAGUACAACAGACAAGGUUUUGAAAGUCUACUCACCAUCACGUCCUUGGAAGCUAAUGAUCAUGGGAUUUACACUUGUACAGCAAUACAAGAGAAUUCUGAAUUGUCUGAUUGCAGUUUAAGUAAAUCGUGGAACAUCAGUUUAAUAGUGAAUCAUGCUCCAGUGUUCGUAGAUAGCGAUGAUAUUCAAUUGGUAUACGUUAAGGAUAAUCAGAGCGUGGAUUUGAUUUGUAGCGCCAGCGCUUAUCCAAGACCAACUUACCGAUGGUUUCAUUAUGAAGAUGAUCACACACUGUUCGAAUACCCACAGAAGCAAAUUAAUUUCUUAAAUGAUACCAACGAAGCAAAAUUGUCUAUUGUUGCGAAUAAAUUUAACUACGACAAAAAGUUUUUAUGUCGAGUGACAAAUGAACUUGGAGACAGUUUGAAAUCUUUCAUAAUAUUGCGAACACAAAGACCUGAUAGACCUAGUGAGGUGAAUCUUAUACAGUCAUCGGAUGCGGAAUUGGUAUUCAAUAUCACAUGGUUUGAUAUACACUUUCCUAUUGAUGGCAUUGAAGCACAAUACAUGGUAGUAAGCGGAAGGGGCUCAAGAAGGAAAUCUCCACGAGAAACUGAAUGGAAGAGAGGAGAACUAAGUGAGCUGGUUAGAUCAGGUGAUGAUGAAGAUUAUACAUAUUCCUUGAAGGAUUUAGAUGAAGAUACAGAGUACUGGAUACGAGUGAGAGCGAAGAAUGAAGUUGGCAAUUCGCCGUGGUCGAGUCCUAUCACGGCGUCUACAACCAUAACUGGGACAACAUUACUUAUAGUUACAAUGGAAGCAGUAACUGAAAAUGAGAAUGUAAUCGAUGAAGCAACAAAUGAUGAUGAUGAGGCAGAUGAUGAUGAUGAAGAAGACGAAAAACUUGUUGGAAAUUUUGAUGGUGUAUUCUAUGGUAUAUUUUUCGUUGGUGGCAUAUUCGUUUUGGGAUUCAUUUGUAUAUUUGCUAUGAAAAUGGUUUAAGAGUUCUAUUACAUAUACACAAUAAUUAUGAUAGGAAAGAAUUGUUAUAUUACAAUAUUUAUAUGGAUAUCCGUAUUGAUUUCAAUAUUUCAUCUAGUCUUGCAAUGAAU
Messenger RNA from Achroia grisella, 1701 nucleotides. Its product is annotated as hemicentin-2-like. The coding region runs from base 41 to 1591 and encodes 516 amino acids. The transcript is spliced from 10 exons. Gene Ontology annotation, molecular function: protein binding. The record is from RefSeq and is a predicted model, not a curated record. NCBI's taxonomy places the organism in Eukaryota, Metazoa, Arthropoda, Insecta, Lepidoptera, Pyralidae.